Aspergillus nidulans FGSC A4 is the source of this 654-nucleotide messenger RNA. Its product is annotated as OPI10 family protein. Bases 1 to 654 code for a protein of 217 amino acids. Lineage: Eukaryota; Fungi; Ascomycota; Eurotiomycetes; Eurotiales; Aspergillaceae. The transcript has a single exon. The record is from RefSeq and is a predicted model, not a curated record.
AUGUUCUCCGUCAUAAUUCCCGGCCGGCCCUGCCUAACAGACAUCGUCGCCGUUGACCCUCAGCCAAAUGGGCAAGCCACAAAAUUUGCUUUUAACUUCCCGCUAUCACCAUCCUUUUCCGAAUUAGUCGUCUUCUUCCUUCCGGGCACCGUCCUCCCGCAAGACACAGCUGCUGCUAUCUACAUUCAAUAUCCUGGCUCGGAAUUCCGUUUCAUUGGCGCCCUUGCAAAUGAGAAGCCGUCGUCUGUUAUUAAAGUCAGCCCGUCGGUCCGCACAGGUGCGCAGGGGGGAGACCAGAUGGUAGACGCCGGGAAUGGUGGCAUGGUGACGCUAGGGAUAUCAAUUGAGCCGGUGCAGGUAGUUGCGCCGCAGCUUGCGCAGCUUGAGGCUGCGAAUGGAGGCAAUGGAGGGGCAUCAACAGAUUUGAUCAAGCAGACGCCGCAGCAGAAAGGGAUUACUACGAAGGUGCUGGCACAGAGAAUCGUGGGGAACGCGUUCAAUUUCCUGGCGAGCUUCGCGUCGAGUGAUCCGUCGAAUCGGGGGCAGGAAGUCGUGCCGCUUAAGGCUUUUCAUGACUGGUGGACGAAAUUUGAGAGGAGGAUCAAUGUCGAUCCGACGUUUUUGGAGAGGGAGGACCCCAGCGCGAGUGGUUAA